AUGGGUCUGGUGAAUUCAGAAAAUGGAGAAGUGAGGCAGGCUUUGGUUCAAUUCAUGGGGAAACUCUCUCCGGGGAAUGUGCAGAGAGACGCGAAUUGGGGUUGGAACGAGACUACAGACCCAUGCACUGGCAAGUGGCAGGGCGUUACCUGUGACCGCGGGUUACAAAAAGUAAAGAAGGUAAUUCUUGAUCAGCUCAAUCUCACAGGAGUUCUUGAUCCCAGUUCUCUUUGCGAGGCGAGGUCUCUUGGUGUUCUGAGCCUGAAAGACAAUAAUGUUGUUGGAAAUUUGGCAGAGCAGAUAUCAAAUUGCAAAUAUCUGACUCAUUUGUAUCUAAGUGGCAACCGUUUCUCAGGCAAUCUUCCAGACUCUCUCUCCCAGUUGAGUAAUUUGAAGAGGAUAGAUGUAUCGAGCAAUGACUUCUCUGGUGAGCUGCCAGAUAUGUCAAGAAUCUCAGGCUUGCUAACCUUCCGUGCUCAAAACAAUGAACUCAAUGGAACAAUACCAAUGUUUGAUUUCUCUAACCUUGUUGAAUUCAAUGUCUCCAACAACAAUCUCAGUGGUCCAAUUCCUGACGUCAGUGGCCAUUUCAAUGCAAGCAGCUUUUUGGGUAAUCCUGGACUUUGCGGAAAGCCACUAUCAAAUGAUUGCCCACCAGCUCCACCUGCUAAUAAGAAAGGCUCAUCAAACAAAAAGUAUCUUUAUCUUAUUUACUCCGGCAUCGCUAUUCUCGGGCUGAUUGUUGUGAUCUCUCUUGCCCUGGCAGUGAUAAAGAGAAGAAACAAGCCCAAAGAAGAAAAGACUGAUGUUGUGAAAAAAGGGGUACAAGUUGAUAUUAGAGUCAACAAGACUGGUGCUUCCAGUGACUUAAAGACUGGAGGUGACAGGUCAGAGUAUUCAACCUCUGGGGAAAAUGGAAUGGUGUCAACAUCACAACUAAUAGUUCUUUCGAGUCCGGUGGUGAACGGGCUGAAAUUCGAGGAUCUACUCCAAGCUCCGGCUGAAUUGGUUGGGAGAGGAAAGCAUGGGAGUCUCUACAAGGUCACACUUGAUGGUGGGGUGAAUCUGGUUGUCAAAAGGAUUAAGGAUUGGAGGAUUCCAAAAGAGGAUUUCAAGAAGAGGAUGCAGAGGAUAGACCAAGUGAAGCAUCCAAAGGUAAUGCCAGUUGUUGCAUUUUACAGUUCCAAGCAAGAGAAGCUACUUGUCUAUGAAUAUCAACAGAAUGGCAGUCUCUUCAGGCUUCUCCGCGGAUCCCAAACUGGCCAAGUAUUUGAAUGGGGAAGCAGACUAAAUGUUGCAGCUAGCACCGCUGAGGCCUUAGCUUUCAUGCACGAGGAGCUUUGCGAUGAUGGGAUUGCCCACGGUAACCUGAAAACCUCCAACAUUCUGCUGAACAAGGAUAUGGAUCCCUGCAUCAGUGAAUAUGGUCUGAUGGUGGUUGAAACUCAAGAUGAAUCUUUCUUUUCUCGAUCCAGCAGUAUUAAAAGCGAUGACCCAACUGGUGGCCAAGCAUAUAGCACCUUUAAAGUCGAUGUUUAUGGCUUUGGUGUGAUUCUCCUGGAGCUGCUAACAGGGAAGCUUGUCCAGAACAGUGGAGUUGAUUUAGGACAAUGGGUGAACUCUGUGGUUAGAGAAGAAUGGACUGUUGAAGUUUUUGACAGAGCCCUCAUUUCAGAUGGUGCUAGUGAAGAGAGGAUGGUGAACUUGUUGCAGGUAGCAUUGAAGUGCAUAAAUCCCUCACCUGAUGCUAGGCCUACCAUGAGUCAAGUUGCUGGAAUGAUCNGAACAAUGGGUGAACUCUGUGGUUAG
Ilex paraguariensis (yerba mate) is the source of this 1809-nucleotide messenger RNA. Lineage: Eukaryota; Viridiplantae; Streptophyta; Magnoliopsida; Aquifoliales; Aquifoliaceae. The record is from the annotation of a GenBank genome assembly.